Molecule: messenger RNA, 2080 nt
Organism: Zingiber officinale
Lineage: Eukaryota; Viridiplantae; Streptophyta; Magnoliopsida; Zingiberales; Zingiberaceae
Exons: 2
Coding region: 248-1831 (527 amino acids)
Molecular function (GO): acetylglucosaminyltransferase activity
Source: RefSeq, a predicted model, not a curated record
GCAACUUGGCACAUGCGCAUGCCUUCCUCUUCCUCUCCUCUCUUCUUCUCUGUUUUCACUUUCUCUCCUGCCUUCCGCCCUCACCUGCAGCAAUUUCUCCGUCCCCUUCCUUCUCCUUCAUCUCUCAUGGUAUCUUCAAUUAACAGUAAAACGUCAAUACCUUCACAUUCCUCAUUUCGCCAAACUCUUCAUCAUAAUUGAUUGAGAAGCGUCCAUCCUUCUUGAUUCCUCAGCAGCAGCGGCGACCAUGAAAAGCAAGGACGGAUGGGACAAUGGCAAGCCCUCCAUCCCCCUUGCUCCGUCCAAAGAUUCUAAGCCUUUCCUCUGUUUUUCUAUCCCCCGCCUCCUUUUCUUCUUCUUCCUCUGCAUUCUCCUUGUUUACCUUUUCUACCCGACCAACGUCUCUCUCUCCACCACCUCUUGCCCCACCUCCACCUCCGACGACUCCUCUUCUAUCCACCUCUCCGCGACCUACUCCUCUAAUCAGACGAUGACAGGAUUAUAUCCUUCUCCUCCUCCUCCACCGGCGACCUCGCCGGAAACCGCGACCAGCUUGCAGCACAUCGUGUUCGGCAUCGCCGCCUCCGCCAAGCUAUGGGAGCGCCGUAGGGAGUACAUCAAACUGUGGUGGCGCCCACGACAGAUGCGCGGGUUCGUGUGGCUCGACCGACGCGUCAAGGAUUUCGACUCCUCCUCAACUCGCGCCCUCCUCCCACCCCUCCGCAUCUCCGGCGAUACCUCCCGCUUCCCUUACACCCACCGGCGCGGCGACCGCUCGGCCAUCCGCAUUUCCCGAAUCGUGUCCGAGACUUACCGCCUCGGCCUCCCGGGGGUCCGCUGGUACGUCAUGGGCGACGACGACACCGUCUUCGUCCCCGACAACCUCGCGCGCGUCCUCUCCCGCUUUGACCACCGCCAGCCCUACUACAUCGGCUCCCCCUCCGAGUCUCACCUGCAGAACAUCUUUUUCUCCUACGCCAUGGCCUACGGUGGCGGCGGCUUCGCCAUCAGCGCGCCCCUCGCCGCCUCCCUGUCCCACAUGCAGGACCGCUGCCUCCGCCGCUACCCAGCACUCUACGGCAGCGACGACCGCAUCCAGGCAUGCAUGGCCGAGCUCGGCGUCCCUCUCACCCGCCACCCAGGCUUCCACCAGUACGACGUCUACGGCGACCUCCUCGGUCUCCUCGCGGCACACCCCGUCGCUCCCCUCAUCUCCCUCCACCACCUCGACGUCGUCCAGCCCAUCUUCCCCCGGGCCGCCUCCCGCGCAGCCGCACUCCACCGCCUCUUCGACGGCCCCGCCAGUCUCGACCCCGCCGGCCUCAUGCAGCAGUCCAUCUGCUACGAGGCCAACAGGCUGUGGACGGUGUCCGUCGCAUGGGGCUUCUCCGUGCUAGUGUCGCGGGGAGUGAGCUCGCCGCGGGAGAUGGAGAUGCCGGUAAGGACCUUCCUCAACUGGUACCGCCGUGCCGACUACACCGCCUACGCCUUUAACACUCGCCCAGUGGCGCGUCACCCAUGUCAGCGUCCCUUCGUCUACUACCUCUCGGCCUCUCGCUACGAUAGAGCCCGCCGGACCACCGUAACAGUUUAUGACCGGCACCGCGACAAGCGGCAAGCGUGCCGGUGGCGGAUUCCAGACCCAUCUUCGCUGGUGAACCGCGUCGUCGUCUACAAGAAGCGCGACCCCGGCCUUUGGGACAGAUCGCCCAGGAGGAACUGCUGCAGGGUGAGGCGUUCGCUGGCCGGAGAUAAGACGAUGGUAAUCGUCGUCGGAGUUUGCCGAGACGGCGAAGUCACGGAGAUAUUGGAUUCACAGGCUGCAAGUUGACCAUGCAUAUAUACUUAUGCCUCCUCCUGCUUCAUCUUUUUCUACAUCUACAACAGGAUUUACAGAUAUGUUUCUAUCAAAAAUUGAGAAAUGUAGUGGAGACGACUCUUUGAGAUAGACAUACACAGAUUACAUGCAACGGUUAAGGAGUAGUUAAAAGCACCGUCAUCAUCUUAGAACCGUUUGUUUCCUAAAAAAUAAUUUAUCUUUGUAAAGACUUUAAAAUAUUCUGCUAUUUAAUGCACAUAU